Molecule: messenger RNA, 610 nt
Organism: Cylicostephanus goldi
Lineage: Eukaryota; Metazoa; Nematoda; Chromadorea; Rhabditida; Strongylidae
Source: the annotation of a GenBank genome assembly
GGUGUGUACUCCGCAGUGUUGUGUUUGACUCGUUUGCAAUCUCCAGAUUGUGUUGGUUUUUGUUUUUAGUUUUUCUCUAUAUUUUGGUCUCUAGGCUAAUCUGGAGCGGAAACUGACAGAUGAGCAGAAGGCAUUGAAGAAGACAAAGAAGAUCGCUGAGGACACUUCUCUUGCUGUGAAUGUGGCUGUGUACAGGAUCAAAUCAUUGCUACAUCCCGCUAAGAAAUUCAAAGUUGAGAUGAACGCAAAGCAGCUUCAAAUGACUGGUGUCAUCUUGUUACAUAAAAAUAUCAAUCUCGUCGUUGUUGAAGGCGGACCCAAGCAGCAAAAGUUCUACAAAAACCUCAUGUUGAAUAGGAUAAAAUGGGAGGAUGAGGUGAUUGGUCAGAAAAAAGAUGCAGAUAAAGACGCUCCUGGGGAAAGGAACCAGUGUCAAUUGAUAUGGGAAGGUCAAGUCAAACGGCGUAACUUCCGCGAUUUCAACGUUGUUACAGCUACUAUAGAAAAACAGGCACGUGAUCUACUGGAGAAGCACAAUGUUGCCCAUUAUUGGGACGUUGCUUACAGUACAACAGUGCUUUUGGAUGGUCAAGAUCCUACUCCCAUAUGA